Botrytis deweyae is the source of this 261-nucleotide messenger RNA. RefSeq lists its product as uncharacterized. The transcript has a single exon. The coding region runs from base 1 to 261 and encodes 86 amino acids. The record is from RefSeq and is a predicted model, not a curated record. Lineage: Eukaryota; Fungi; Ascomycota; Leotiomycetes; Helotiales; Sclerotiniaceae.
AUGGUGGUGGGGUUGGAGUUGGCAUCUUGGAACUCUCAUUUCUCGUUGUGCGCCGUGCAUAUCAACGGCUUUACGCCUGAAGAGAUGUUCGAGGCGGUGAAUAUAUAUGUUCAUGAUCUUAGGAAGGAGAUCGGCGCACGCCGGAAGCCACGAGUCGUUGUCGAAAGUAUUGAACCGCUACGAGUCAUGUGUGUCAGUUGUGAUACGCCUGAAGAGGUGUUUGAAGUGUUGAAUGUAGAUCUUCAUGAUCUUAAGAGGUAG